AUGAAGAUUCCCAAACUCGUCAGUUUUCUUGGUCUGAUUGCUGCUGUGAAACUAAAUGUCGCAGCACAUUCGGUACAAACCUCCGCCUGGGAUAGUGAGACCCGACUCGAGAAUAUCAUUAUCCAUACACCGUCUCAUCGAGUUGACGCCCACUCACACUUUGAGUUGUCCUUUAGCCUUCCCGGGCAGGGAGCGCUAAAGUUGAGCUUCGAGCCGAACCAUGAUAUCCUCACACAAGGGUCCCGUGUCCGGUACCUCGGUGCAGACGGCGUAGUUCGCAGGACGGAAGCCGUGAACAAGGCCCAACACAAGGUAUUCAAAGGACUUGUCUCUACGCAGCGCAUUGGUGCAGGCGCAACUUGGAAUCACGUUGGCUGGGCGCGGAUAUACAUCCAUCCAGAUGGAGAUGAUCCUUUGUUUGAAGGAAUCUUCAGCGUUGUCGGUCAGCAGUACCAGGUGACGAUAAUAUCAGGACCCGGAAAUACCAGGGAACCACAGAUGGUUGUUCACUAUCAUUCUGCAUACCACACAUGGGACCAAUUAGCACCUCGAUCGCCGCAGUCUUCAGGGAAUCCCUUCAUCACAGACGAAGAUUUACCGUGCCCUAGCACCAGAAGAGUCGCGUUAGUAGGCAUCGCGACCGAUUGCUCCUACUCGGCCUCGUUCACGUCCAGCGAUGAGCUCCGGCGAAACAUCAUCAACAUGGUGAAUACGGCUUCGGAAGUCAACGAGCGGACCUUCAACAUCUCGCUCGCCCUCCACGACCUGACCAUUAGCGAUCGGGACUGCCCAAGCACUCCUUCCAGUUCAACGUCGUGGAAUGCCGACUGCUCUGCAGGAGAUCUGAACUGGAGACUCAGUCGAUUCACGUCCUAG
Messenger RNA from Aspergillus viridinutans, 876 nucleotides. RefSeq lists its product as uncharacterized. Gene Ontology annotation, molecular function: metallopeptidase activity. Lineage: Eukaryota; Fungi; Ascomycota; Eurotiomycetes; Eurotiales; Aspergillaceae. Bases 1 to 876 code for a protein of 291 amino acids. The transcript is spliced from 2 exons. The record is from RefSeq and is a predicted model, not a curated record.